Molecule: messenger RNA, 2814 nt
Organism: Nelumbo nucifera (sacred lotus)
Lineage: Eukaryota; Viridiplantae; Streptophyta; Magnoliopsida; Proteales; Nelumbonaceae
Product: protein FAR1-RELATED SEQUENCE 5-like
Biological process (GO): regulation of DNA-templated transcription
Molecular function (GO): zinc ion binding
Source: RefSeq, a predicted model, not a curated record
GGGCCACGUCGCCCUUAUUUAAGAGAAUCUUGAACUUCACACGAAAGUGGGCGACGUGGCCUUUUACUAGCCGGUCGAUAGUCUACGCUCCUCUAACAAAGGUAAAGGAGCGAAAAAGUGGUAUCGGGAGAGACGAGAGCUGAAGAACCGAGCGAGAAGGAGAGAGCUGAAGAGGUAGGAAGGGUUUUAGCUUACUCUGCAUCACAUCGAUUUAGCAGAGAGUCGAUUGAUUCUUUUUCCAAAUCGCUGUGAAGGCUGAGAGCAGGAAUGUUUCUUUUCUGGUUGUGUAGAGACGAGACCUGACGAGGGUUGUCGUUUUAGCAAAAAAGAAAACGAGGAUCGUCGACUUUCCAGUCUCAGAGCGCGAAUAGAACCAUUUCUUCUUAAAAUGAGUGGUGAAGAUCAUGUUAUAUCAAACAGUCAAACUGAAGAGGGUACAGAGAUGGAAUGCACAUCUGCACGUAGACUUGACUCGUGCAAUGCCUCACAGUCAAAUGCUCCUAUAGAAAAAGUAGGCCAGAAAGAUUGGGAACCAAAAGUAGGGAUGAUAUUUGAAACAUGGAGUGAUGCAUAUCAUUUCUAUUGUGAAUAUGCUAAAAAUGUGGGUUUUAGUGUCCGAAUACAGGGGGGAAACAAAUCCAAAUCUGGUGUUUUCAAAAAUAGAUUAUUUGUUUGUUCUUUUGAAGGCCAUCGUGCCUUUGAUAAACGACGAAUUCAUGUGAAAUAUCGUCGUGACAAUAGAAGAACUGGUUGUGAAGCACAAUUAACCAUUGUGUUGCAAGAUAAUGGAAAAUAUUGUGUGUCCAAAUUUGAAGGAACCCACAAUCAUCCUGUUCUAAACCCAAGAAUAUCACACAUGCUAAGGACACAGGGAAAAGUAACAGUAGCAGAUGCCACUCAUUCCAAGCUUUCCAAUAGUCCAGGAAUACAUCCAAAACCUAAAUUGAUAUUGCCAAAACCAACCUUAGAAUCUGUGAAUAAACAAGCUGGGGAAUUUCAGAAUCUUGGGCUCACUCAUGCUGAUUAUAACAAUUAUUUGUUAGCAAAGAGGAAGAGGGGAAUGUCAGUAGGAGGUGAACAAGUUGAAAGACUUCAAAAUCUUGAGUUUUCUCAUGGUGACUAUAAUAACUAUUUGGAUGCAAAAAGGAAGAGGGAAAUGGAAAAAGGAGGUGCAGGAGUUAUAUUGAAAUACUUUGAGAAAAUGCAAGAAGAGAGUAGGUCAUCCUUCCAUUCAAUACAACUUGAUGCAACAGAUCAAAUAACUAACAUCUUUUGGGCAGAUGCAAGGAUGGUGGUUGACUACAAUUGUUUUGGUGAUGUUGUUUGUUUUGAUACUACCUUUAGAACAAAUGAUGAGGAACCACUAUUUGCACUUUUUCUUGGAGUUAACCAUCAUAAGCAAACUGUAAUUUUUGGAGCUGCACUAUUAUAUGAUGAGACUAUCAACUCCUUUAAGUGGGUUUUUCAAUCCUUUUUGAAGGCAAUGUCUGGAAAACAACCAAAGACAGUUCUUACUGACCAAGAUGCAGCAAUAACAAAUGUAAUCAAACAGAUUUUUCCAGAAGCAGGUCAUCGUUUUUGUAUAUGGCACAUACAUCAAAAUGCAAUUAAGCGUUUGGCAACUAUUUUUUCUUCUUCUUCUUCUUUCGAGAAAGACUUUAGUAGAUGCAUAUAUGAAUGUGAGGAAGAGGAAGGUUUUUUUGCAGCAUGGAACGAGUUGCUUAUAAAAUAUGAUCUAAAAGAAAAUAUUUGGUUGCAAGGAUUAUUUGAAGUGAAAAAGAAGUGGGCCCUACCAUAUGGACGGAAUCAAUUUUGUGCUGAUAUGAAAAGCACACAAAGGAGUGAGAACAUUGAUAAUUCAUGGAGAGGAUACUUGAAAUUGGCCUCUACUUUAUCUCAAAUUUUUAAGCAAUUUGAAAAGGCUGUAGCAAAUUGUCGUUUAAAAGAAUUGGAAAUGGAUAUCAAAAUGAGCCAAAGUGUCUCCCAUUUGCCUUUCCCAAUUCAGAUGUUGAAGCAGGUUGCAUCUAUAUACACACCAACAGUCUAUAAGGUGUUUGAAAAGGAAUAUUCAGAAGCUCUUGAUUCUGUUAUUUUAAGUAAGGUUGAGGCUGGAACAACAAUUAAGUAUAGAGUGAAAUAUUGCAAUAGACCUUAUGAACAUGUUGUUACGUUUGACUCAUCAAAUCUAGCAAUUGUAUGCAGUUGUAAGAAGUUUGAGUUUGUGGGAAUUGUUUGUUCUCAUGCAUUAUAUAUUCUUUUAGAAAGACAAGUGAAACUACUCCCACCACAAUACAUCUUAAAGAGAUGGACAAGAUAUGCAAAAUAUGGACCUCUAAUUGAUUAUCGUGGUUGUGCAAUUGAACUUGAGCCUAAUGUUGGAUACUCCAUGAUGUUUAAAGAGUUACAGAGAGUAUGUGGAGAGGCAUCAGCACGUGCUGCAGAGGACAAAAAAGCUUUUUUAUUUUUAUUAGAUGUGUAUAAGCAUGCACGUCAGGGGUUGGAAGAAAUAUUGAAGAACAGAAGUGCUCCAGAAUAUGGGGUGGACUUGUCAUCCUUCUUUUGAUUUUCUAUUCCUAAUGGUCAUGGCUAAGCAUUUUGGAUGAAAAUUUCAUGGAGGAGGCAGCAAAGUUUCUUUUUAGUUUUUCUUAUUUCGGGGUGAGUAUCUUGUAGAUUAGUGCUUUUUGUUGACAAAUUAUGUUGUUGAUUGUCUCCUUGAAGUAAAGAUUGAUUUUUUUUUUCCAUUAUCUAUCAUUGAUGACCUUAGAAAAUACUAGAUUUUCCUAAUCUAAGCCGUGUUUCUUCUGUUAAUGUCAA